Molecule: messenger RNA, 2590 nt
Organism: Theobroma umbraticum
Lineage: Eukaryota; Viridiplantae; Streptophyta; Magnoliopsida; Malvales; Malvaceae
Source: RefSeq, a predicted model, not a curated record
AUGGCUACAACAAGGCAACCUACACUUUCUCCUUCCCUUUCGACUUCCACAAUCAAAUUCAUCCAAAUUCCGAAAAGUGGAACACUUGAAUGCGAACAGCAAAGCCCAUUCCACGUCCUCCCUAAACAACCCACCCUUGAACAAACCAGGCAAAUCCAUGCUCACAUCGUUAAAACCAACUUCAACCACACCAAGUUUAGCCCUUCAGCACAAUUAAAUUUCCUUAUAACAUCUUAUUCUAGAAACAGCCAACCCCACAGUGCACUUGAUAUCUAUGCUUAUUUGAGAAGAACGGACUAUGAAGUUGAUAACUUUAUGGUCCCUGCCAUCCUGAAAGCUUGCAGUUUUGUUUCAAUGACCCAAUUGGGCAAAGAAAUACAUGGUUUUGCAGUGAAGAAUGGAUUGAUUGAAGAUGUUUUUGUAACUAAUGCUUUGAUCCAAAUGUAUAGCGAGUGUCGGAGUGCGGUAACAGCCAGGUUAUUAUUUGAUAAUAUGGAUGAAAGAGAUGUUGUUUCUUGGAGUACUAUGAUUAGAAGCUAUGUUAGAAGCAAAUUGUACAGGGAAGCAUUGGAUAUUGUAAGAAAGAUGCACAAUUUACAAGUAAGGCCUAGUGAGGUUGCCAUGAUUAGCAUGGUUAACUUAUUUGCAGAGCUCAAGGAUAUUGAAAUGGGAAAGGCAAUGCACGCUUAUGUUACAAGGAAUCUUGAGAAAAUGGGUGUUCAUUUGACUACUGCUUUCAUUGAUAUGUAUGCCAAAAGUGGGAAUUUAGCUUCUGCAGGACUGCUUUUCCAUGGAUUGAACCACAAAAGUGUUGUUUCAUGGACUGCUAUGAUAGCUGGAUACAUUCAUUGCAAUAAAUUAGAAGACGGAGGGAAGCUUUUUGCUAGAAUGAUUGAAGAAAGGAUAAAGCCGAAUGAGAUUACUUUGCUGAGCUUAGUUGUAGAGUGUGGUUUUGUUGGGGCUUUAGAACUGGGCAAACAUCUACAUGCUUAUAUUUUGAGAAAUGGUAUUUGUGUGUCUUUGGCUCUUGCUACUGCUUUGGUUGAUAUGUACGGGAAAUGUGGGCAGAUACGGAAUGCUAAAGCAGUCUUUGACACAGUUAAGAACAAAGAUGUUAAGAUCUGGAGUGCUAUGAUUGCAGCUUAUGCACAAGCUCAUUGCAUUGAUCAGGCUUUGGAUCUAUUUGUCAAAAUGAGGGACGGUGGAGUGAGACCUAACCAAGUAACAAUGGUGACCAUGCUUUCACUUUGUGCAGAGGCUGGAGCCCUUGACAUGGGCAAAUGGGUUCAUACUUACAUAGACAGGGAAGUCGUUGAAAUGGAUAUGAUAUUAAAAACCGCACUAAUUGAAAUGUAUGCCAAGUGUGGAGAUAUUGAUGGGGCUUGGAGACUGUUCAGGGAAUCUAAAGAUCAAGACAUUGUCAUGUGGAAUACAAUGAUGGCAGGAUUUGGAAUGCAUGGUUGUGGUAAGGAGGCUUUGGAGCUAUUCUCAGAAAUGGAAAGAGGGGGUGUGAGGCCAAAUGAUAUCACAUUUAUCGGUCUUCUUCAUGCUUGUAGUCAUGCUGGAUUGGUGGAAGAAGGAAGGUUGUUUUUUGAGAAAAUGGUUCAUGAUUUUGGCUUGGUCCCUAAGGUCGGACACUAUGGGUGUAUGGUGGAUCUUCUUGGUCGAGCAGGACUGCUCGACGAGGCCUAUGAGAUGAUCAAAAGCAUGCCAAAAAGGCCAAACACCAUAACAUGGAGUGCUCUUCUUGCUGCAUGCAAGCUUCACAAGAAUCCCAUGUUAGGGGAAAUCGCUGCAAGGCAACUUGUGUACCUGGAACCUCAGAACUGCGGAUAUAAUGUUUCGAUGUCAAAUAUAUAUGCAGUGGCAAACAGGUGGAAUGAUGUUGCGGGGGUAAGAAAAGCAAUGAAGAACAAGGGAAUGAAGAAAGAACCAGGGCGUAGCUCUAUUGAAGUAGAUGGAUAUGUUCAUGAGUUCAUAAUGGGAGAUAAGGCACCACAAACCGAAAAGAUAAAUGAUAUGGUAUCUGAGAUAGGAAAGAAGUUGAAGGAGGCAGGGUACAUGGUAGACACAUCUGCUGUCCCAAACAUAGAUGAGGAAGAGAAAGAAGCCGCCCUCAACUAUCACAGUGAAAAUUGGAAUGGCUUUGCGGUUGGCCUCGUUAGUACAGCUCCAGGAACACCAAUCCGGGUUGUGAAAAAUCUCCGAGUUUGUAAUGACUGUCAUGCUGCAACUAAGCUGCUGUCUAAAAUCUAUGAGAGAGUAAUAAUAGUACGUGAUCGAAAACGCUUUCACCACUUCAGAGACGGAACCUGUUCCUGCGGAGAUUACUGGUAGCGACCCACUUUACUCUCUACGUUCCAAGAAUACACUGAAAAUAUGUACAGUUCAAAAAAAAAAGGAAAGGAAAUUAUAGUUCUCUCUAGUCUCUUCACUUUUAACCUUAUUCAUAUAAGUAGACAUUGAAUCAGUAGUUUGUUUCCCUCCUUCAAGAUCAGAUUACUUGCAAUAUCAGUAACUACCUUGAAUGUGGCAGUGAUUAGUUUUAGACCGUAGAUCCUUCUUUUAGCCCUUUAGAGAGCAUUUCCGC